Rhizopus microsporus ATCC 52813 is the source of this 742-nucleotide messenger RNA. RefSeq lists its product as uncharacterized. The coding region runs from base 455 to 742 and encodes 95 amino acids. The record is from RefSeq and is a predicted model, not a curated record. NCBI's taxonomy places the organism in Eukaryota, Fungi, Mucoromycota, Mucoromycetes, Mucorales, Rhizopodaceae. The transcript is spliced from 2 exons.
CUCUGUAAAGAGAGUUGCUUGAAUUCUUCGAUAAGCUGCUGUACCAUAUGCUCCUGGCUCAACUCGCGCUUAAUGAUAAAAAAACGCUUGAAAAUUGUUUUUAUAUGCCUAUUUUUUAUUUUUUAUCUUUUUAUAAGCUAUUUACUGUGUAUGAUAAGCUUCGUUUUUGAUAAAAUUAACAGCGGCCAUGUCAAAAAACUACUACUAGAUUUCACUGUUGUCAAGUACAUUGCAAGAGGAUGCAUAUGGAAACAUAAUUUAUGACCAAACGAGCUUGAUUAUAUUCUCCUUUUGAAAGUAAAUAGUCUUUUUGAACUUAACACGAAUGUCGAUUAGACACUUGGUCUGAUUGAACUAUGUUAAAAUCAACUGUUUUUAUUGAGCCUUGUUAUUAAGAAAAACGUAGGCUUUGCAAAGCAAAAGCUGAUAGGAUUGUAGAAGGACGUAUUAUACAAUGUUAUCAAACAAUCAUAACCAAUACAACGAGACAUUACAUGCUUUUAUCUUACUUUUACGAUCGACUCAAAUAGGUCGACUGUGGGAAAUACAGUCGGGGUUACUAGUGUUUCGUCCAUUCGAAGUUAGCAUCAAAAGAUUACAGCAGCUUGGAUUCAGCCAGUAUGACAUUUCGACCGUGAUUGGCAUGAAGCGCACAACUGCGCAAGCUGCUACUGAUAGAAUGGAUUCCACUGGCACAACUUUGACAGGAAUGAGCACAUAUAGACUCUCUACCUUUGACUAA